AUGGAUCCGCAGGCCAGGUCUGUACCUUUUGCUAACAACCCUGAGAAUGCAGCUGACAACUUCAGCCCGCUUAGCAUGCUUCCCCCAGAAUGUCUAGUGAACGUCCUCGACAACCUAGACACCACCGACAACCUGGCUGUUUCCACUGUCUCCAAAGGCCUCCGCAAAUGGGCAAAGCCCCUCGUCUUUAGGGACAUUGUCUGGACCUACACGGCCACGCCUCUCCGCCGAGUCCUUCUGCUCCUGGAGCAGAUCUUUCUCAAUCCGCAGUUUGCAGGGUAUGUCAAGCAUCUCCAGCUCACUUACACCGGACCAGCCUGGGUUCUGCCUGAUCCAGACAUUGACUUUCAGCAGCAUGCCACGAGAUUUGCCUUUGUCACCAGGAAAGCUAUCCAGUUCGUAAGCCAGAUCGGGCUUUUCGACACGGUAGGUUACGCGGCGUUGCUACACCAGGGGGAUUAUUACGCGUAUGCGACGGUUCUGAUUUUUCAACUGCAUAACCUGAGAGUCCUAGAGCUGGACUAUACCUAUACUCUGGUCGGUGGCUUCCCUGGUCUGUUUCUCCAACAUGCCCUCCGCUCUUCGUUCGAAGGUAUUUCCAGAUUCAACAGACUGGAGAUCCUGAAGUACGGCGGCGACGUUCCCCAAGCGGAGAAACUCGACAAUGAGGCGGAGGAAGCAGUGGCUGCCAUUCCCUUACUGGGCAACGAGCAUCAAUUUGCUCCCUGGUUUGCCCUGCCUAGGCUGAAACACGUGGAAAUGUGGCUUAGAAGUACUUCCGGUUUCGAUGAAUACAAGGAUCGGCUGGAGGCCGGCGAGCUCGAAAGCCUGGUUUUGGCCAGGUCAAGCGUUGACGCUGCCGAUAUCAAGGACAUCCUCGGCGCCUGUCCGAAUCUCCGGAGGUUGCACCUGGGAGUAUGCUACAACUUGGUCUCGCAAUUGGCACUCUUUGACAGCAAGGAACUAGCUGACGCGCUAAGACCAUUGAAAGACCGCCUAGAAACCCUCUCCAUAGGUCUCGAGACUGACCCAAGCUUCGUUGGCGGAUUCACUUGGGACCAGGAUAAUAACUUUGGCAACACACUGACGGAUCCCUUCCAGAUGCUCUUCAGUGAGUUCAGAAAGCUUCAGGAGCUCGAAGUCCCAAUGCCGCUUCUACUGGGCUGGUUCUCGAACGAGAACUGGGCGGAUUUCCACAAGUACCUGCCCCCAAAGCUACGGCACUUGGUAAUGCGCAACGAUCUGUCUGGAUUCGACAACUACGCGUGGGAUCCGUACGGAAUGGUCUUUGCAGUCGACCAGCGGGUCAUUGAGACCAAGAAGAGGAUUCCUAGUUUGCAGCGGGUGACGCUUCGUGUCUGGGCCACGAACCCUCGACGGCCGAAUGAGGAUUUCCUGGCUGAAGCGGCGGAUAUGGCGCAGUCUGUUGGAGUGCAGUGUGACUCAGUCGUUGAUGAGCUUGGCUCGGGGCUUUGGGUUGUCGGCGCUACCUGA
Molecule: messenger RNA, 1494 nt
Organism: Aspergillus lentulus
Lineage: Eukaryota; Fungi; Ascomycota; Eurotiomycetes; Eurotiales; Aspergillaceae
Product: F-box protein
Molecular function (GO): protein binding
Source: RefSeq, a predicted model, not a curated record